UAUUACUCGGUUUUUACGUGCGAGGAGGGGGGGAAAGCUUGAAUCCCGGUCCUGCCUCGUGAGCGCGAAGGUUUUCUCCAAACGACAUGGCGGCUGCCAUAGCACCAAGCGCGACGUCAUCUACCUCCUCGGCUUCAUCACCACCGCCUUCCUCGAUGCCCCUGCUGGAUCGACACCCGAGCAACUCCUCCACGGGUCGGAGCAGUCGUAGGUUGGCCGCCAUGAAGGGUUCUGCGGGGGCGGACUCAGCCGCGGUCGCCCCGGUCCCUGCGCGAGAAACCAAUGCUGUCGGGAAUGGGGGGGCGGGGCACGGUAAUCGCGAGGACAGCUGCAAAAUACGAGGUCGGGAGGAGGAGGUCGAAGCGCCCUCCGGUUCCAUAACCUUGACGCCCUCCAAUUCGGACGAGCCCAAGGCGAAGAGGGCACGCCAGCAACUUUCUUUGGUCAUUCAGCCCCCGGUCCCGCGCUACCCGUUCGUGAAUAACUUUUUCGACGUCCACGUCUUCCUCUUUGACGAGGCCAACCAAGUGAAGAGCGGCGAUGAGUUCGAGCUGCCCUUGCGUGUCCGGUUGGUCUUCAACGAGAAGGCGCGCUCCUCUGUGGAGAAGGACGUGAUGGAGGUGGACCCCGCUGUCCCCCGCCUGGGCCGCCACGGCAAGUGCAGCUUUCGCGUGCGCCUGAGAGACGUGUCCAUGAACUUCGACAACCGCGAUUUCCGCCUGCAGGUGGCGGUGGGGGGGGGCGCAAAGGGAAGCGGGCUGGCAGUCAGCAAAUAUUUUGUGGCCCCUGUUUUUUCGGACCCGAUGACCGUGGUUCGGCACCGACUGCGGAUUCGCUCGGAGACUCAGCCGCCGACCGUAUGGUACAAGGACGAGGGUGGUCGGGACAAGUGCAUGGAGGUGGCGGUGGAUCUGGUGGACUCGGAGGGCCGGCGCGUGCACGGACAGGAGGUGCCGCUCCGGGUCUCGUUGCUCUACGAGGACUUGCAGCCGGUGGGGAAGCAGAACAUUCUCAAGCUCUCCUCGGACUCACGGCAGAGCAUCGAUCAUACGGGCACGGCCAUGCUGCGCCUGCGGAUCGAGGACGUGUCAAAAAACCACCAGAGCAAAGGCUUCGUAAUCCAGCACCUCUGUAUCUGUCCGGUCGAAGCGGAAUCGGCGGUCUAA
Nannochloropsis gaditana CCMP526 is the source of this 1166-nucleotide messenger RNA. RefSeq lists its product as uncharacterized. Bases 87 to 1166 code for a protein of 359 amino acids. The transcript has 3 exons. The record is from RefSeq and is a predicted model, not a curated record.